Urocitellus parryii (Arctic ground squirrel) is the source of this 3131-nucleotide messenger RNA. It is a transcript of the gene Jazf1, whose product is annotated as JAZF zinc finger 1. Gene Ontology annotation, cellular component: nucleus. The record is from RefSeq and is a predicted model, not a curated record. Lineage: Eukaryota; Metazoa; Chordata; Mammalia; Rodentia; Sciuridae.
CCGCUCCCGACGCCGCCGCCGCUGCCGCCUCCCCUCUGCCUCCCGGUGGCUCCUCGCUCUCCUUCCAUCUCUCUCGCCCCCUCUCCCUCCGUCCCGUCCUCUCCUCUCCCCUCACCCCGCCUCUCCCCCCCUCCCCCAGCCCCUCCUCUCCUCACCCCACCCGGCCUCCCUCCCUCCCUCCGCCCGCCCGGCGCUCGCAGAGCCGACACCAGGGGGGCUCUCGAUGUAGCACCAUGACAGGCAUCGCCGCCGCCUCCUUCUUCUCCAAUACCUGCCGAUUCGGGGGCUGCGGACUCCACUUCCCCACCCUGGCAGACCUCAUCGAGCACAUCGAGGACAACCACAUCGAUACAGAUCCACGUGUUUUAGAAAAACAAGAAUUACAGCAGCCAACCUAUGUUGCCCUCAGUUACAUUAAUAGAUUCAUGACGGAUGCUGCCCGCCGAGAGCAGGAGUCUCUGAAGAAGAAGAUCCAGCCGAAGCUCUCACUGACCCUGUCCAGCUCCGUGUCCCGAGGGAAUGUGUCCACCCCGCCACGCCACAGCAGCGGAAGCCUUACUCCCCCCGUGACCCCACCCAUCACCCCCUCCUCUUCAUUCCGCAGCAGCACUCCGACAGGCAGUGAGUACGACGAGGAGGAGGUAGACUAUGAGGAAUCUGACAGCGAUGAGUCCUGGACCACAGAGAGCGCCAUCAGCUCAGAAGCCAUCCUCAGUUCCAUGUGCAUGAAUGGAGGGGAAGAGAAGCCUUUUGCCUGCCCAGUUCCUGGAUGUAAAAAGAGAUACAAGAAUGUGAAUGGCAUAAAGUACCACGCUAAGAAUGGUCACAGAACACAGAUUCGUGUCCGCAAACCAUUCAAAUGUCGGUGUGGAAAGAGUUACAAGACCGCUCAGGGCCUGCGGCACCACACAAUCAAUUUUCACCCCCCGGUGUCGGCUGAGAUUAUCAGGAAGAUGCAGCAAUAACAUGCUGGUCAUAACUGUGCCAAGAAAUCCUCACCAGCAGUUGCUGAUUUUGAAAACAGCCACCUUUUUUUCAGGGGAAGCAUUCAGCAACCCUUUAAAGAAUUAAAUGCAUGCUUUAAAUUUUUCUGUAAUUUUGGAAUGACGUAUCUUUGUAGAGUUAAUGAUUUUGUACAUUUGCACAUGUAAUCAUCAUACCCAUUUUCAUUACUUUGAUAUAAGGUGCUAAACAAAAAAAGCUCUAGGUUCUUCAGCACAUUUCCCCCAAAACAAAAUAAAAUUGAGGGCAUGUUGCGUAUGUUUAGUUGUAUUGCAGUAAUAUCAAUUGGGGGGAGGAGGGGCUGGCACUGAGAUGUUUUUUCAAGAUUGUAAUGUGAUUGAAGUUUUUCAACACAUCAACUCACGUUCAAAACCAAAAUAAUACCUUCAUUAUCACACUGGUUACCAUGCCUUACAUAAUGGAGUUAGUAUUUGUGAGUAGAAAGACUUUAGGUAAUGGAAUUAUAAAUAAGAAUGUUUAACAUAAUAUGCUAAAAAUAUUUUCAUAUUUAAAUAACAUGCAUAAAAGGUGUGCUUUCUGUGUUUUAUAUUUCACAAAUCCUUUUGCUCUUUAAAAAGCUGAAAAUCUUGCCAUCUGACUUAUCAUUUUAGUGUUAUAAAUGGCAUUUUUGUACAAAAUAUUCAGUUCACUCAUUAACACAUUUGUUGAGUGCCUGCUGGGUGCAAGGGAUUCAAAUACCAAUUGUUAACUUGUGGACCAAGAUACCAAUUUAGUAAAGUACUUUCCCCCUGAAAUCUGUUAAGAAACAAGUGCAAAUUUUGUGCAUAUGAAAUUCAGUUAUAGCUUCACCUUCCAAUGAAGUUUUAAAGCACUUUGUAGUUCUCUAUUGCCAACAGUUUAAUGUUUAUGUGUUGCCAAUUCUUGCAACCACUGCCCUAAGAAACCUGUGGGUUGCAAAUCAGAAUUAAAACUCUAAGCACGUUUCAAAGAGAAACAUUUUUGUUAAGACCCUUAUUGCCUCCUUUUCAUGUUGUGUUUUGAGACUUAUUUUAAAGGCACUUUUCCCAUCACAUUGUAGAUGUGUGCAUUAUCAUUGGAAAUGUCUGUUUAGCUUUAUAAAACAUUUUGCCGAAAUAUGAAAAUGAGCCUUAUUGAUGAUUAAGUGCUUCUUGCAGCAGGUGGUCAAAGAACAGUGUGACUAAUAUGACCCAUCAGAGUGACCCACAUCUGGACUAUUACUGAAGUUUCUCUCACCGACAGUACCAUCAUGCCUUGAGUGUUCUUUUCUCCCAAGUGCUAUUCCUUAAACCCAAGAGUUUACCAGUUGCCUAAUUAUGCAAUAAAAAUUGUUUCGAGACAGCUAACUACCCACAUACAAACUGGUGAAAAGCAAAUUCAAAUCCCUCAUAAAAUAACUUUCUUCCCAUUCUUUCCAUUUGAUGAAAAGUCUUACACAUGGCUGGGAAGCAGGGGUCCCUCCUCAAUUUUUCAGACAUUUUGAAAGAUAAUUCUGUUAAACAGAUGGGUAAGGUUCUUUAUUCACAAGCUGUGAAUCUCUCAUAAUGAGGGAUUUAAAAAUAUUUAUAAAGAUACUGCCCACUAAAAAUUUCCUCGGAUCUCCAAAGAGUGGUCUUGGUCCUGAAUACAGUGUUAUCCUAUAUUAAAAAGGUGAUCCAGAUAUGAGAAUCAACUAGUUGGUGCAUAAAGCAGCCCUACUUGGCUAUUUCAUAUCUACCUACAGUUGACCAAAAAAAAAAAAAAAAAUUAGGCCAGCAAUUAUUAUUUAGCUUUGCUCCUUCUAGUGCAAGAAACUGCAGGCUGGAUCAGUAGUUCAACAGCUAAACAGUCAUAAAAUAGUCAUUGUGCAUGUUAAAUUUCUUUCAAUGAUAAAACAAAUUCCAAUUUCUAUUUACUUAUUGUGACAGUAUUACUAAACAGGUAAGGAUGGGAAUAUUUUGUUAUACCGUGUAUAGUGAAUGUAUUGUACCGUGUCUGUGAAAACUGUGCUUUAAAUUAUAUUUUCGUAUGUUUUGCUGGGGACAGAGCACAUUGUUUGAAGGUGACAGAGGUUUUAGAACUGAAGGCAACUUAAUCAAAAUUCCUGUCAAGAAAAGCUGCUUAUAAAUGUAAAUGAAAUCACAUUAAAAUAAACUGCCUCUGACCCAAAA